This is a messenger RNA of Chelonus insularis, 1743 nucleotides long. RefSeq lists its product as uncharacterized. Bases 201 to 1538 code for a protein of 445 amino acids. Lineage: Eukaryota; Metazoa; Arthropoda; Insecta; Hymenoptera; Braconidae. The transcript is spliced from 2 exons. The record is from RefSeq and is a predicted model, not a curated record.
GAUUUAGGGCCAACAGAUUCUACAAAUGGCGUAGUUAGUAUAUAAUAUAUCGAUAAUCAGUUGAGUCUUCAAGUUCUUUAUCACGUUUACAAGCAAUUUUAUUUGUUUAAAUCAUUAAAAAGGUUGUUCUUAUUUUUGAAUCAAAUCACAUCCAGGAGUUGGAAACUGGUUCACAUUCGUGAAGAAGUAAGCUGACUGAAAUGAUGGAUUCAGAUAAAUCGAGUGAGGAUCAUCAACCGAGCCACCACAAUGAUCCAGUGAUUUCUGAAGAUGAAGAGGCAGCACAACAGAUGGAAAAACUCCGUUUGGAAACUAUGAUUGAUUCUAUCACAUGGAAUGAUGCAAUUUUUAACGAAAAGUUUUUACCAAUGGCAAAAAUAAGUAACAAGGUCACUAUAGCCGAUGCGAUACCCGCUGCGAAAGCUCUACUAAACUGGUAUGUUCAUGGGAUAAAACCAAAGUAUUCAUCGGAUGCCAUACUCUUCGUUUUUUAUGCAAUGACCAUGCGUAUAGAUGAUCGCUAUUAUGGCAUUAACGAAGAAAAAAAUAUAUUCCCCUCAAUCUUAAUGGAAGGAGAAACUUCUUUAAAAAAGCCAGAUAAAACUGAAAAGAUUGAAGAAAUUAAAUAUACGAGUCCGAUUCGUUGGCCCUUUAAAAGAGAUGAAUCAUCACAAUCUAAAUCUUUAAAAGAGAAUAAAUCAACUAUUCCUAAAACAGUAAAUUUUAUAGAACAAGACGUCAAACGUUGGUAUAACACAUUAUGGGAGGCUUUGGAUCACGAUUCAGAAAAUAUGGACGAAGAAAAUAAAAAAAAACAAAAAUUUGCUAUCAAUUUAAUAGGGUUUCUGUACAUAAAUUUACAGAGACUCGCUAUAAAAAACAAAAUUAAGGUUUGUGAACAUAUUACAUCAAGAGUAUUGAAGGCAUUUUUCAAUAUAUGGAGUUCAAUAACAGAAUUUUCUGGUAUGAUAGAUAAGAUCAUUCCACCUACGUCUGCAAUGGUUUCAGAUUUUAUUAAAGACUAUAAAAAAUAUAAUUUUAACAGUAUGAGAUGUUUAGCUGCAAUAGUAGCUGCUUUUGGAAGUAUACAUAAAAAGCCGGAGUUAUACCGAAUUCAAAGAGCUCUAAAAGCAGGAUGUUUGUACACAUUAGAAUUAAUAGAAUUGGAUAUAGUAAAAUGGAUUUGCAAAGUAGAAAAUUUAUACAAGAACAAGCUAUUAGAACUGAUAAAAGCUAUGAUCACCGAAAGACAUCAUGAAACUACCGCGGCUUUAUACAAUUUUAUUGAAUGUUUUUUCGUAAACUCAGAGGAAUAUACUUGGCGUUGGGCCAGAAUGUUUUCUAAUGAGGCAUUCCCUAAACUACGUGUAAAAGAUAAUCCUGAAUACGCAAUGACCAUGUUCAGCAUUUCUAUCGGAAAUGAUCCUAAGCACCCACUGUGGAACACUAUAUUUGGUCGGUUUGAUAGCACAGGAAAAAUAAAAAAAGCAGCAUUGAAAAUGGGGAUCCAUAUAGAAAUAGAUGAUGACAACUCCUAACAAGUCUCAGCAUUAUUUAGCACGUAUUUACAUGCAUAUGGUUAAGAAGAAUGUUUAAAUAAACAAACUCACAUUUUGUUUUUAUUCAUCAUUAUAAUUAUGUUUAUUGCUAUUCAAUUCGAUUAACUAUUAAAAACAAUGAUUUGAUCUAUCGAAUAAUAAUCCUUAUUUUAAUUAUUUUAGAAAAUAUUUAAAAAAAAAAUCA